Molecule: messenger RNA, 558 nt
Organism: Salvia splendens (bonfire salvia)
Lineage: Eukaryota; Viridiplantae; Streptophyta; Magnoliopsida; Lamiales; Lamiaceae
Exons: 3
Coding region: 118-423 (101 amino acids)
Source: RefSeq, a predicted model, not a curated record
AAUAUGCUUGUUUGUGAAAGAGAAAUCAGCAUUAGAAAAGUCUCUUACAAAUGCUAUAAAUACAAUACCUCUCACUGUUAUUCCUACAACUUAAUCGUCCAGCUCCCAAUUAAAUAAAUGACGAAGAUUGUCUUUGAGGUGUGUUUGGAUGGGAGGAAGUGUCUGCCGAAGCCUUUAAGGAUUGUGAUUUAUUUGUUGAAGCUCAUUUUUCCUUAUGAUAUCAUUUGGAAGAGACGCAUUUCUACUGCUAAAUUAAGGAAAAAGGCAAUGGAGAUUGCAGUUUCCAAAGGGGUUGAAUCAGUGACGUUCGAGAUUGACGAGAAAAACCAGUUGGUGGUCACCGGAAAAGAUAUUGACACCGUUAAACUCACCCGAUCUUUAAGGCGAAAUGUAGGCUUUGCCCGUAUUUUAAGUCUUGACUAAUGUAAUACUCACACCAUAAUUGAGCCGUUUUACAAUUUUGAGAUGUUCUAUCAUAGUUUGGUCGUUUUUUAAUUUUGAGAUGUUUCACCAUAAUUAAUUUUUUUCCAUAUGUGAUAAUAAUUUAUUUCUCUCAUA